GCAUUGAAUGACUCCAACUUUACAUCGUGUGGUUCACAAACUACAUCAAAUGGUCCGGAAACGCGCGAUCCACUGGCAACCGUGCGCAGAAAUUCAGGCAUUGAACUUGGUCAUUCUGAAGGCAAAGUCGAAAACACGUCGAUCAGUUCGAAAACCUCAAAUGAGUAUAACCCACUAGAAGCUGAUGUUUCAGUGUCGAAAUCUGUAAAAGUUGUUGAACCGCAAGUAAAUGAGGCUGAAAAUAUCCUGGGAAAAUCUGAGCCCCAGUUGGUCCAGCAAGGUGUCCAAAGUGAUGUUUGCAACUCCCCAAUAGGGAAUGGUGGCGAAACUAAGAAUGGAGAGAGCGAAAUGGUAAACCUGGACCAACCGAGUGAGAUGCAGAGUGAGUUGAGUUCCACAGAACAUACCGAAGCAUUGAAUGACUCCAACUUUACAUCGUGUGGUUCACAAACUACAUCAAAUGACCCGGAAACACGCGAUCCACUUGCAACCGUGCGCAGAAAUGUAAGCAUUGAACUUGGUCAUUCUGAAGGCAUAGUCGAGAACACGUCGAUCAGUACGAAAACUUCAAAUCAGUAUAACCCACUAGAAGCUGAUGUUUCAGUUUCUAAAUCUGAAAAAGUUGUUGAACCUCAAGCAAACGAGGCUGAUAAUAUCCUGGGAAAAUCUGAGCCCCAGUUGGUUCAGCGAGAUGUCCAAAGUGAUGUUUGCAACUCCCCAAUAGGGAAUGAUGCCCAAACUAAGAAUGGAGAGAGCGAAAUGGUAAGCUUGGACCAACCGAGUGAGAUGCAAAGUGAGUUGAGUUCCACUGAACAUACCGAAGCAUUGAAUGACUCCAAUGUAAAGACAUCGUGUGGUUCACAAACUAUAUCAAAUGACCCGGAAACGCGCGAUCCAAUGGCAACCGUGCCCAGAGAUUCAAGCAUUGAACUUGGUCAUUUUGAAGGCAUAGUCGAGAACACGUCGAUCAGUACGAAAACCUCAAAUCAGUGUAACCCACUAGAAGCUAAUGUUUCAGUGUCUGAAUCAGAAAAAGUUGUUGAACCUCAAGAAAAUGAGCCUGAAAAUAUCCUGAGAAAAUCUGAACCCCAGUUCGUGCAGCAAGAUGUCCAAAGUGAUGUUUGCAACCCCCAAAUAGGGAAUGAUGCCCGAACUGAGAAUGGAGAGAGCAAAAUGGUAAACCUGGACCAACCGAGUGAGAUGCAGAGUGAGCUGAGUUCCACAGAACAUACCAAAGCAUUGAAUGACUCCAACUUUACAUCGUGUGGUUCACAAACAAGAUCAAAUGAUUCGGAAACACGCGAUCCACUGGCAACCGUGCGCAGAAAUUUAGGCAUUGAACUUGGUCAUUCUGAAGGCAUAGUCGAGAACACGUCGAUCAGUACGAAAACCUCAAAUCAUUAUAACCCACUACAAGCUGAUGUUUCAGUUUCUAAAUCUGAAAAAGUUGUUGAACCUCAAGCAAAUGAGGCUGAUAAUAGCCUGGGAAAAUCUGAGCCCCAGUUGGUGCAGCAAGGUGUCCAAAGUGAUGUUUGCAAGUCCCCAAUAAAUAAAGACAACAAAAUGGUAGCAGUUGAUUUCCAAUUUCCUGAUGACAGUUCUCCGGUUGCGCAUUCUAAACCGGAUGAUUUAACUAGGGACACUGUCGAACAUCAGUCUCAGCCCGGCCUUGAAGACUCUCUAAAGGCAUUAACUAAUUGGAAAAUUGGCGUUGCAAAAACAAAUCGUAAAAACGAUCUUCCUUCAAACGAAAUUUGCAGCGCGGAAAAAUUAGACAAAGCGGCUCCAAAUGGGGAUUGUCUCAAGGUAUCACAAAAGGUCGACAAUCUUAAUGCAGAACAAGGAAAACAACAUAAUUUAGAUGACGUCUUCAGCUCUGAUGAAGCAAAACAACAGACGUUAAACGAUAGUUUAACAGAAGUAUUUGCUUCUUGGGGAGAAAAAUCGACUAAAAAAUCAGAGGGCUUAGGAAUACGUAUUGCCGAGGAAGAAAAAUUGCACACGUUGAACGAUAAUACUACUCAGGUAUUGGGCGAACAGACCGUUACUUUGAACAAAGAGGUUUCUCGGGAACAAAAAGCAAAUGAAUCAUUAACUUGGCAUGACUUAAAAGGCCUUACUAGUAAUGAAAAAAGGAAACUAGAGACGUUGAAGGAACUCAACCGCGCACAGGUUUGUGAACCAGAAAACGGGGUAUCUGUCGGUAUAGACAAUAAUCCAGUAUCAUUAAACAAGAACGGAGAACAAUGUAAGUUAAAUAUGGUUUCUGGCACAAGAGAUUUCUCUUCUCGUAGCGAAGAUAAUGUCACAAACGAAGAGGAAUUGGCGCGUACCAGUCCCGGAAGCCAAUAUGCAAUUAAUUCUCAGAGUUCUGGAUUCACAGGAAGGGGCUAA
Dendronephthya gigantea is the source of this 2394-nucleotide messenger RNA. RefSeq lists its product as uncharacterized. The transcript has 4 exons. The coding region runs from base 349 to 2394 and encodes 681 amino acids. Lineage: Eukaryota; Metazoa; Cnidaria; Anthozoa; Malacalcyonacea; Nephtheidae. The record is from RefSeq and is a predicted model, not a curated record.